Molecule: messenger RNA, 584 nt
Organism: Moneuplotes crassus
Lineage: Eukaryota; Ciliophora; Spirotrichea; Euplotida; Euplotidae
Source: the annotation of a GenBank genome assembly
AUUUAUUGAUAUUUAUCAUAAUUUAAGAAAUGGACCCUUCUAAGGCACCUGACUCUCAACCUUUGAUCCCUCAAAAUCAGCAAUAUCCCACAGGAGCUCCUGGAAUUCCUCAGGCUCCUCCCCAACAGAUGCAAAUGCCUGCUGGACAGUAUCCAACAGGUCAGAAUAUGCCUUUUCAGUACCAACAGAAUCAAACACAACCAGGAAACUAUCAGCAACCUCCUCCUCCAGCUCCUGUUGGCACUCCGAUUGCCCAGUACGGUCCAAACACCGGAGGUAAUGGACAAGUCGCACCAAUUGCAAAUCCAUCAAUGUUCAGAGGAGUCACCACUUCAGUCUUUUGCCAAUGCCCGAGCUGUGGUCAAGCCACUCACACAAGAGUAGAGAUUGCAAACAGUCCAAUGCAAUGGAUCCUAUGCCUUAUAAUGUUCAUUCUUGGGCUCUGGUGAUGUUGCUGCAUUCCCUUUUGCGUUGACAGUAUGAAAGGAGGAAAUCACUAUUGCUCCUCUUGUAAUAGUUCGAUCGGCCAAAUUGGAAGUUAAAUCCUAAUCAUACCUAACAAUAAAUUUGAUCUCAUCUAUUGC